Molecule: messenger RNA, 2311 nt
Organism: Cryphonectria parasitica EP155
Lineage: Eukaryota; Fungi; Ascomycota; Sordariomycetes; Diaporthales; Cryphonectriaceae
Exons: 3
Coding region: 1-2190 (729 amino acids)
Biological process (GO): potassium ion import across plasma membrane; intracellular potassium ion homeostasis
Cellular component (GO): plasma membrane
Molecular function (GO): high-affinity potassium ion transmembrane transporter activity
Source: RefSeq, a predicted model, not a curated record
AUGGACAGCCUGUUUCUCGUUGAGUCUGCAUUCACAGGCUCGGGUCUCAACACGGUCAACCUCAGCCAGCUCACGUCGGGCCAGCAGGCCAUCCUCGCCAUCAUGAUGAUCCUGGGCAGUCCUGUGCUCAUAUCGCUUUUCACAAUCUGGUUCCGGGCGCACAUCUUUGAGCAGCGAUUUGAGGAUAUCGUGGAGGCGGAACGGAACAGGAGGCCCGAGACAACUGGGACAAUCGUCGGCAUGACCGGAGUCAUGUUUGGCGCCCCUGUCAUGUCUACAUUUCGGCGGGCCAAGGGACACAGCAACAACAACUCGAGGGGCCCGCCUCGUGCAAACACCAUCAUGCACACGCAACGCGCCGAGGAAGAUGCUUUACAACUCGGCACAUCGAGGGAGAAACUACCGACUCCCCCAGUUCCAGAAGGAGGACCCAGCCCCCUGAACCCGAUCCGAGAAGGCGAGAGUCUCACCGUCGAAGAGCCGCACGCUUCCGGCCGUCCCGUCAGCGCAUACUCGCACGCCUCCAACAACACCACCACGAGGAGACGGCCUCGCACCCGCAGCGAUGCCCGCCCUACGAGCUCGGACGGGUUCGACUUCAGGACCUUCAUCCGCACCAACAAGAAGUCGAUCGGGAGGAACGGGCAGUUCUUUGACCUGACGGACGAGGAGCGCGAGUACUUGGGCGGCGUCGAGUACCGCGCGCUGCGGAUCCUCUUUGUCAUCGUUGCGGUUUACUUUGUCCUCUUCCAGCUCUUUGGCGCCAUCGCGCUGGGGGCCUGGAUGGCCUCGCGAGAACCCAAGCUUGCGACCGCCAAUGCGCAGAGCCCGUGGUGGACAGGCGUUUUCCUGUGCAUCUCGUCGUUCAACAAUGCCGGCAUGACUCUGCUGGACGACGGGAUUGCAGCGUAUGAGAACGAUGCGUUUGUGUUGACGAUUGUUACCAUCCUGGCUCUGGCGGGCAACUAUGCUUUCCCGGCAUUCAUAAGGGCGACUGUCUUCUUUUGCAGCUGCAUGCUCAGGCUGGCGACCGAGGCUGACGAACACGCUACCUGGAAGGAGGCAUUUGACUUUAUUCUGAAAUACCCUCGCCGUCUCUUCAUGUUGAUGUUCCCAGCAAAAGCGAAUUGGACAUUUGUGGCCAUCUGCACUUCCUUGGGCGUGGUCAACUGGGUCAGCAUACUGAUCCUCAGCAUUGGCAACUCUGUUCUGGAAGUGUACCCAGUGGGGAGAAGGAUAGGCCUGGCCUUGUUUCAGAGUUUGACACUCCCGUCUGGAGGUUUCACCGUCAUCUCAGCCUCAAGCCUGUAUUUCGACGUGCUCGUCCUCUGGGUCAUCCUGAUGUAUGUCUCUGCCUACCCAGAGAUCAUCGUAAUGCGCAACUCCAAUGUAUACGAAGAGCGCUCUCUGGGAAUCUACGUCAGCAAAUCAGACGAGGAAUCCGACAAAUCCGAAACCAGCUCUCUGGACCAGCUUCUCUCCCCACACGACCAGCUCCUGCCCAUCCCCCUUUCCGGCGUUGCCUCGACCUCGGCAGUCUCGCAGGCCACCACUCAGAUCUCCACCCGGUCCAUCAAGAAGCUGGCCGCCGUGGGCCGCCGCGGGACGGCGUUUGUGGGCAAGCAGAUCCAGCGCAGGAUGAACAACUUCCAGGGCGUGGGCGUGGCCGCCACAACACCGCGGCCACCACACCUGCGCCGUGCCCCUGUGAUCUCGUUUGAUAAUGACAAGCAAGGGGGUCCACCUGGGGUGGCAGCCACGGCGGCGGAGGAGGGCCAGGUGAGCCUUGUCACGCAGCAUCUUCGGAGCCAGCUGUCGCAUGACAUCUGGUGCAUCGCGCUGGCGCUGUUUCUCAUCAUCAUCAUCGAGACGCGGCAUACGCUCCUGGAUCCGCAGACGUACAGCGUGUUUAAUUUCAUGUUUGAGAUUGUGUCUGGCUACACGAAUAUUGGGUUAUCGCUGGGCGUGCCCAAUGAGUCGUAUAGUUUUAGUGGUGGGUGGUACACGGGGAGUAAGUUUAUCAUGGUGGUCAUGAUGAUUCGAGGGAGGCACAGAGGGUUGCCGGUGGCGCUGGAUCAUGCGGUUAAGCUGCCUGGGUGGGAUAAUGCGAAGAGGCAGCAGGAGGAUGCCGAGAUACGACAGAGUUUGAGCAGGAACAGGGCCAGUUGUGAUGAUUUGGAGGAUCCUUAGCGAUGUGGUGAAUGCGUCUAUGGGCGAAGUUCUCAUUUACGACGUCACGAGUUUUUGGGUAUGAUUAGACUCUAGAAUGCAUAAUUAGAUCAUAGAAUGCCACCAGCUUCUUGCCUUCUUG